Molecule: messenger RNA, 2679 nt
Organism: Acanthocheilonema viteae
Lineage: Eukaryota; Metazoa; Nematoda; Chromadorea; Rhabditida; Onchocercidae
Source: the annotation of a GenBank genome assembly
AUGAAUACAACAAAGCAAGAAAAAUCAGAUGACACAUCACCAAUGCUGAAAUGGAAGAAAGUUGUAAAUACAACGGGUCCUACUCCACGACCACGUCAUGGGCAUCGGGCGGUUUCGAUCAAAGAUCUAAUGAUAGUUUUUGGUGGAGGCAAUGAAGGUAUCGUCGACGAGCUACACGUCUAUAAUACAGGUGAUGUGCCACCAGGAUGUGCAGCAUAUGGCAUUGUUUGUGAUGGUACUAAAAUUUAUCUCUUUGGCGGUAUGGUUGAAUAUGGAAGAUAUUCCGCAGAUCUUUAUGAACUUCAAGCCAGUAAAUGGCAAUGGAUACGCUUGCAGCCACAACCACCGAAAACUGGCCAACCUGCUCCUUGUGCUCGUUUGGGUCACUCUUUUACGCUUGCUUCGAAUCAGGUUUGUUACGUGUUUGGUGGUUUGGCUAACGCUAGUGAGGAUCCGAAAAAUAAUAUUCCACGCUACCUGAAUGAUUUGUAUGUUUUGGAUCUCAAAAAAGCAAAUAGUGGUCUGCAGUGGGAAUUUCCCGAUACUUAUGGGUCUCCUCCGCCUCCACGCGAGUCACAUUCUGCAGUUAUAGUGGAAAAAAAUGGUGAACAUCGACGAAUGAUAAUCUUUGGUGGGAUGAAUGGCUGUCGUCUUGGUGAUUUAUGGAUUUUAGAUCUUGUUUCAAUGACGUGGACGAAGCCUGAAAUUGGUGGAGUUCCUCCACUACCACGUUCGCUUCAUUCUGCUAAUAUCAUUGCUGAAAGAAUGAUAAUGUUCGGCGGAUGGGUGCCUCUCUUGACGCCCGAUAUGAAACUACAGCAAAUCGAAAGAGAGUGGAAGUGCACAAACACACUCGCUUCAUUGAAUCUACAAACAAUGUGCUGGGAAGAUCUGUCGUUAGAACUCCUUGAAUCUGCAGUACCCAGAGCCCGAGCAGGACACAGUGCAGUUGUUAUUAAUAAACGUUUGUAUGUGUGGUCCGGAAGAGAUGGAUAUCGUAAAGCUUGGAACAAUCAGGUCUGUUGUAAAGACAUGUGGUAUCUGGAAACGGACAAACCGGAUGCACCGGGGCGUGUACAACUUAUUCGUGCAACAAUGUCAGGUUUGGAAGUAUGUUGGAAUGCAGUACCUACAGCUGAAGCGUACUUUUUGCAAUUACGUAAAUUUGAAGCGAAACCUGAUGAUAUUAUCAAAUCAGCAGCUGGUCUUCGUGUGACUUCGACAGAAAAACCGUUGGCAGGGAAAGUGAUCGCGUUUCGAAGUACUGCGGGUAGUGGAGCGCAGGUUAUGAAAGUGGUCAAAGGUACACCUCGCGGCUCAGGUACUAUUGUGGCUCACGGUCCUCGCGGACAUUUUCUUCGCGUUUUACCUUCACCAAGAUUCAGCACUUCAAAUCAGGCGACCAUUGUCAAACAUCCAGCUGCAAAAGCGAUUCUAGUGACUAAGGCACCUGGAGCUGGCCAUAAUGCACCACAUAAAUUAUUAUUCCUACAGCAAGCGAAUUGUCCCACUGUAUCUGCCUCAAAUGUUAGUGCUGGAGACAGCCCGCAACUGGCAGUUGUUGAAUCUGUGUCAUCACACGUUGUUCAGGCUGGAAACAGCAGUACAGAACCGACGGCAAUAGCUACAGAACAUACACCAUCGAUUUCCACACAAGGAACAACAUAUACCACUCCAGUGAUGCCAAAUGUUGAUGUCGGCUUACCACAAAAUCUUUUGGAUGAAAUAGCACCGGAUAGUGAAACUGGCAUUGUUCAAAAUAUUGAUGCAAUUGAUCAGUGUGUGAAGCAACUUAAUACUACUGCUAGUGCUUAUCGUUCAUCUGGAUCUGUUAUGCAUGAUACUAAGAAAACGAAUGUGUCGCCAGUGGGUGCAGUUCACAUUCAGACAGCUACUAAAGUCCAAUGUGCACCAUCUGGAGAAAUAGUAACUUCAUCCAAAAUAAUACGACCAAAAACAAAUGUAAUAGCAGUAACUGCUUUACCUCUCGUUGAUACUCAACUUGAAAUGCCCUCAUGCAGUAACGUUAUUCAGAGAAAAUCUCCCAUGGAAAAGGAAAUUAAGAAUGAGAAUGAACCUGAUCCGGCAAGCAAUGCUGACAAUAAUAAACUUGACAAAACCGAAGUUAUGGCAGUGGUUGAAUGUAAAGAAGAAACUGAUGGAAAGGAUGAAGGCAACGUUGAAGAGGAUGUUAUGCCUGUUAAACAAAUGAAGAUUGAAAAUACUGAUGAAGAUAAGAAAACUGAAAUGGAUGUUCCUCUCAAUAAAAAGAAACCAAGCAACGAUUUAGAUUCAUCACGUGAUAGCGGAAGGCUGCAAAUAGUUACCUCUCACAGCGGUGAAAGCUCAGCAGAUGUUAAGAAAUCGGAGCUUUUGAACUCUAUAUCUAUAGAAAUUGUGAAACCAAUGGAUUCUCUGAAUGCAAUAUCGACAGAAACUCCAAAGCCAGUGAAUCUGGCUAUUGCAAGCCAGUCUGUAUCAUCUGUUACAGAUACAGAAAUACCUGCUACAAUGGCAGUGACUGUGAACGCUGAUAGUGUAGCAGUUAGAGAAGUUCCAAAUACAGUUGUUACAAAGAGAUAUGGCCCAUCUGUUACAGUUCUGAAAGUAGAAUCCAGUGGUGCACAGUUCAGUCGAUCUUAUCGCCCCAUCUCUCCAGAGGCAAUUUUCAGCUUCUAA